AUGAUUUCUCCAUAUCAAGAACAAAAAUCCGAACAAAGAAUCCGGGAAGAAGAUACAUAUAUCAAUCAAGAAAAUACGUCGAUAUAUACAACCGAGAACGGAGGGUUUUCACCGGAUCAAAAACAAUCCGACGCUAACCAUGAUCCAUUUCUUGAAACGAUAACCACAAAGAAUGAAGGAAUCAUGGAUGCCGGAAUGAUCGUCAGAACGAAUUCAUCUCCUACCAAUAACGAGGGAAUCUUAACCUUUUAUUAUCCAUAUUCUUCAACGCAGCAAGAUGAUGGGCCUGUUACACAUUUAAAUAAUCAAUCAUCUCUUUCAAUGAUACAACCCACGCAAGGACCGACCCCUGCCUCCACACCUACACAGAAAUUAUCACCUAGGCUUCGUUCGAUUUCUGAACAAAACGCGUCACAAUCUCGUACCUUUGGUGUUGACAAAUUACGCUUGGAACGACAUCAAAGGCAAACAACAUCCUUCUCACCAUAUCAUGUCCCUUUUUUACGAUAUAAUCAAAGAAAACAACAACAACAAUCUAUUUCUGAAGAAGAACGCCAAAAACGUAGACUGGAACGUAAUCGGAUCGCGGCAAAACAAUGUCGUGAGCGAAAGAAAGUAUAUGUUGCAAACCUUGAAUCAAAGGUAACACGACUUGAGGAAGAAAAUGAAAGGCUUUGUCGCGAACUUGCGGAAUUGAAUACAAAAUUGCAGCAGCAAACUCUUGUCAUUCAAGAAGGUGUCAGGUUGCACAUGUUGACGGAGGAAUUAGAAGCUAGAUUACAUCUUCAACAUCAAUCAUCACGACGCCUUCAGAAGCAAUCCGUCGAUUCAUUGCCUUCAGAGGACACAGUAUAG
This is a messenger RNA of Funneliformis caledonium, 855 nucleotides long. The record is from the annotation of a GenBank genome assembly. NCBI's taxonomy places the organism in Eukaryota, Fungi, Glomeromycota, Glomeromycetes, Glomerales, Glomeraceae.